Bicyclus anynana (squinting bush brown) is the source of this 4178-nucleotide messenger RNA. Its product is annotated as piggyBac transposable element-derived protein 4-like. Bases 185 to 2881 code for a protein of 898 amino acids. The record is from RefSeq and is a predicted model, not a curated record. The transcript is spliced from 9 exons. Lineage: Eukaryota; Metazoa; Arthropoda; Insecta; Lepidoptera; Nymphalidae.
GUGGUCUGUGGUUUCAUGGUUUGGUUGCUUCAUUUGUGGUCUGUGGUUUGGUUGGUUAUUUUUGUGCAGUGAAAUAGUCGGAAUUAUUUGUAGAAUUGAAUUUUUAGUAAUUAAACGAAAAGCUUAUCACAGUAGUCCAUUAUUACGUAGCUCAGACUUGAUUACUAAGCAGCAUACAGCAACGAUGAACCGCACUACAAAACAUCGGAACUGUAAUUUUACGCAGACAACAGGCGCUGACCAGUGUGACUCGUACAUACAUCGCACUGAUGAAGAGGAACAGACAGCAGCAGAGGAAUCUGUAGUGAGAGAUGUUGCAACAGUUGUGGUGAAAAAUGAAUACAGUUCUGACUUCAUGUCAAGUGCCGAUAACUUGGACUGGGAAUCUGACUUGAGCGUAAAGGUGGAAGAGUGGCCACUGGAUGAGGCUAGAAGUGAAGAUCUUCAUAAUAAUGCAGCAGCUUCCUGUAAUACACAGAAUCUCUUAAAUAGUGAGAGUAUCACCUUUGGAUGCACCCUUUGUAAUGAGGAAUAUGUACAAGAAGAUGCAUACAAUGAACAUAUGAUCAUGCAUCUCCAGGACACUGCAUGUGAUGCAUCACAUGUGUGCGAGCCUCGUGCAGCUGUGAGCCGCAGCUGUGACUCACUCGUGCUGCAGAACAACCGGAAGUCCUUUGCGGAGGAGUUGAAAGAGAUCAGGGCGCAAGAUCGUAAGCGUCGCGCCAACUUAAACCCUGACCAGCAACAACUGACAAACAAGCGAGACAGGAAACAGGACGCCCCAAAGUCGAAAAAAGGAAAAGGCAAGGAACAGGGUGAUAAUUCCCGUAUUUGGGUUGCUAGCCCUUUGGCACCAGGCACCCCUUCUGUGCCUCCUGCGGAAUCAAUUGGCUUGUGGAAGGUGCCUCGUGAUUUGAACGUCAUUAUUGAGGACAGUGACAAUGAAGUUGAGGACUCUCCGCACAAAUCGUUGCCGAAGCGGAUAAAAAGAGACGUUGGAGUUGCACCGGAUUGGUCUAUCCAGGACGAUAUCGCGCCCAUUAUGUUACCGCCAUCCACGGGCAUGGUGCAGGUGACUGAGCCGCCUGUGAAUCCAGUACCUACUUUUGAAUUCAUUGGACUCUCACCUAAGUCCAGCUCGACGCCGGGGUCUGCCGUGUCACAGGAAAUUGAUGACAAUCUUGUCUGCGAUCCAAUCUUCGUUCAGGAGGCUAGUGACAGUGGCAGCGAUAGCGAAACGGAGGGACGGAGGACUGAGUGUAACUAUACCUCACACCACGAUAACGACGUCAAUGACACUCUUGUUGAGGACGUCGCUCGGUUGGGUGCUUGUGAAGACAUAGCCCUCCGAGCCCUGACCGAGGACAAUGACUUGUUACAUUUCGAUUGGCGUGGCGACAUCGACAACUUCAAGGGUGAAAGGGAAACUUUCACCGCAUCUGCUGGACCGACAUUCGACGUCACGGGACAAACUCCCUUUGGGGUUUUUUCGAAAAUCUGGGACGCCCAAAUAAUCGACCUCAUCGUUCGCGAAACCAAUCGCUAUGCGAGUCGAGCUUUGCGAGUGUCGACAUCGGGCGCCAGGAUUUCCCAAUGGAAGGACACCUCUGCUGAGGAAAUCUGGAGGUUCCUCGCGAUCUUGAUGCUGCAGUCCUUGGUCGUGAACAAUGUGGACCGCGAAUAUUGGUAUCCCAAAUUCAAACAGCUAAGAAUUGGGGAGUUUGACAAAAUAAUGCCAUACAAUCGCUUCUUGUUGGUGAAGAAAUGCUUGCAUUUCGUGGACAAUGACUCCUUGCCCAAACAUCCCUCCAAGCUACAUAAGAUUAUGCCAGUCAUUGACCACUUGAACAAACAGUUCAGCUCUUUAUAUCUGCCAGAGCAAAAUGUUGUGAUCGACGAGUCGCUCCUUUUAUGGAAGGGGCGACUUUCGUUCGCUCAGUUGAUCGCAACAAAAAAAGCGAAGAUAGGUGUGAAGAGCUUUGAAUUGUGCGAGUCGAGGACGGGCUAUCUGUGGAGAAUGGUGGUGUAUGCGGGGAAGAGUCAGCUCCAGGCGCAACAAGAAGCGAUUGAACGCGAUCAGGGUUACGACUUGGAGAAUGCCACGUCCAAGAUUGUGUUUAGCUUGAUGAGACCCUUGUUCGGCAAAGGCCACACCGUUGUGAUGGACAGCUAUUACAAUGCGCCGCUUUUGUCGAGGGUCCUGAAAGCUAAACACAGAACUGACACCAUGGGCACUCUCCGACUCUACAGGGAGUUCGUCCCCGAAGCGCUGAAGAGAAAAACGAGUAGUAAUAUGCGUCAAGGCGAGGUCUGUGUCAGAACGACCCGCGAUUUGAGUGUGAUCGUGUGGAAAGAUAGAAGCGCAGUAGCGUUGAUAUCGACUUUCCACCGUCCAGUGGAUGCCGGAAAAGAUAAACACGGGUUAUAUAAAAACAAACCCAAAGUUGUGCUGGACUACAACCUCUGUAUGGCCGGCGUUGAUCAUAAAGAUCAAAUGCUGGACGCCUUCCCCAUGGAGAGGUCCAGAAACGUAUUCUGGUACAAGAAACUAUUCCGGAGACUUCUGAACGUGUCGAUACACAACGCUAUGGUUAUCUUUAACCACGGUCGAACUUCUUUGGGCAACAGAGACUUCAGAGUCAAGUUGGUCGAGCAGGUGCUACAGACCUACUGCCCUGGAUCGCUGAACACGCAGGCGUCACCCGCUCCGCCAACGCCGGAUUUCCAUAUACCAGACAGGAAUGCGACUAGGAAACGUUGCAAGUUGUGCUACCAAGCUAAACUCCAAAAGACAACGAUGUGGCGCUGUAACACGUGCCGAGUUAAUCUGUGCAUUCUGGGCUGUUAUCGCUUAUACCAUGAAAAAUAUAUGUAUAAGUAAAGUCUCAAUCGUCACUAUGACGAUUGGAGUAGCAUAACAACAUCGUGGUGCCCAAGGGAGGAAAAAAGAAAAAGAGGCAGACCAAUUAGUAGAUGGAAAGACGAUCUGAUUGCCUUUGAAGGGACAUACUGGACCCGAUCAGCAAUGGAAAGGACACAAUGGAAGAGGAAGGGGGAGGCCUUUGCCCAGCAGUGGGAUGAAAUUUAACUGUGAAGCAUGUAAUAAAUAUUAUGUAAUUUAGAUUGUAAAGGCUUAAAUAAAUAAAUAAAUAAAGUCUCAAUCAAGUUUUUCAAGUUGAAAAACCAAUCCAGUUCAAGGUCAAAUUGAUUGGAUCGCAUCUGAAAGUGCGCAUCUGGAAUAUCGCGGAGGAUUGUUUGAAAAACAAUAAAUGACAAUUGUCUAUACUUAUUUCAAACAACACAACUUGAAUGACAAUGCAAAAGUGUAUUAAAUAUCGCGGAGGAUUGUUUGAAAAACAAUAAAUGGCAAUUGUCUAUACUUAUUUCAAACAACACAACUUAAAUGACAAUGCAAAAGUGUAUUAAACAUCGCGGAGAAUUGUUUGGAAAACAAUAAAUGGCAAUUGUCUAUACUUAUUUCAAACAACACAACUUAAAUGACAAUGCAAAAGUUUAUUAAAUAUCGCGGAGAAUAGGGAUGAUGACAGUUCUUUACAUUGUAUAUAAAUUAAGAGUAGGUAUGCUAAUAAAUUUUCAUAUUUUUUCAGUUGUUGUAGGUGAUUUUGAUGUGUUUUUAUUUUUAUUUACAUAUGCUGUAUUAUUAAUUGUACAAGUAUUGUACAAGUAAGAUUUUCUAUUUAUUAUAGGUACAUAUUUAUUUUAUACAUUAAGAAAUAAAUACACAUCACAUUAUAAAUUCAUAUAAAAAUCACAUCUGUAGUUUAAUUAAUACUUAAUUAUUAUUUUUAAACAUAUUUGCUGCUUCUAAUUGAAUUUAAUUCACUUGAAUUGAAUUUGUUCACAUUUUUUAUUUUUUAUGUUAGCUGUGACGUCACGGGUCUCGGCUGAAAAUCAGCGCAGAGUAUUAUGCUUUUAUAUAGUAGGUACACGACAUAUGCUGAGAUGUACACCCUUUCUUUUUUUAGGGUUACAGACAGACAUGCUGUCUUUAGGGAAGGAUACUGUUUGUAACUUUUAAAUUUGAAUAAUUUUUUUUGUAUUUUUUUUAUUUCAAGCCUAAAAGUGGUAUUUUUGCAUCUUUGGCUUGAUAAAGUAUGGCGACGCUAGGUUAUUGAUUAAAAUUAAAGGGCUGUAAAUAAAUGAUUUUGUUUGGACAA